Messenger RNA from Fragaria vesca subsp. vesca, 1127 nucleotides. RefSeq names its product mitochondrial import receptor subunit TOM20-like. Gene Ontology annotation, biological process: protein insertion into mitochondrial outer membrane. NCBI's taxonomy places the organism in Eukaryota, Viridiplantae, Streptophyta, Magnoliopsida, Rosales, Rosaceae. Bases 57 to 665 code for a protein of 202 amino acids. Gene Ontology annotation, molecular function: protein binding. The transcript is spliced from 6 exons. The record is from RefSeq and is a predicted model, not a curated record. Gene Ontology annotation, cellular component: mitochondrial outer membrane translocase complex.
AAGAGGACACACAAAACCCUAAACCAAAAUCGCCAUCUCUCCCCAGAACGACAGCCAUGCAGUUCUCUCAGGACGACUUCGACCGCCUCAUGCUCUCCGAGCACAGCCGCAAGACCUGCGAAGCUCACUACGCCAAGAACCCUCUCGACGCCGAGAAUUUAAUCAAAUGGGCUGGAGCUCUGCUCGAGCUUUCGCAGUUUCAGAGUGUUUCGGACUCCAGGAUCAUGCUCGAUGAUUGUAUAUCGAAGCUGGAGGAGGCUCUGGUGAUCAAUCCUACGAAGCAUGAAGCUCUGUGGUGUUUAGGGAAUGCGCAUACGUCUCAUGGAUUCAUGAAUCCUGACUUGGACGAGGCCAGGCCUUAUUUCGAGAAGGCGUCCGAGUAUUUCCAGAGGGCUGCCGAGCUGGAACCUGGCAAUGAGCUUUAUCUGAAGUCCAUAGAAGUCACAGCUAAGGCACCAGAGUUGCAUACUGAGAUCCACAAGCAAGGAAUGGCUCAACAGGCACUAGGUGGGGGACCUGCCACUUCCUCGAGUGGAAAGAGCUCCAAGGCUAAGAAGAGCAGUGAUUUCAAGUAUGACAUAGCUGGAUGGGUUAUCCUUGCACUUGGCAUUUUUAUAUGGGUUGGGGCGAAAUCCAAUAUGCCACCACCACCACCCCCAAGAUAAGCUCUGCAUUUCUUUUGACUAAAGUAAUUGUCUCAGUGCAUUUGUUGAAGGUUAAUAUUUUUAUAAAAUAUUCAUCUUGUUGAGGUGUAGUAUUUUAAGAAAUCAUCUGGUAUGCAUGGUUAUUUUGACCAUAACAUUUUCUCUGUUGCUAUCUUAAUUAGAAAUAUGAUUUUUUUAUAUGAAUUAUUGUUUGUUCUUUUACAAAUAUGGAAUUGUCUUUGUGUUGGUUGGUUUAGAUAUGGACUCAGCGUCCUGCUUGUUUUUUCCUGCUCUUGGAUAUCAUAUGGAAGGACAUGAUAAUAUUUUCAGUGGUAUCUUGAAAAUUAGCUAACUUUAAAGACAUGGUUAUGUUCAGCUUUGAAUUAAUAACGAAAAGAACCGUACCCCUAGUUCUCAAAAAAAGAAGAAAAGAACCGUACCCCUAAAAUCUGAUAACUCAUCAUCUAUCAUACCCCUAUGUAA